This is a messenger RNA of Protopolystoma xenopodis, 897 nucleotides long. The record is from the annotation of a GenBank genome assembly. NCBI's taxonomy places the organism in Eukaryota, Metazoa, Platyhelminthes, Monogenea, Polystomatidea, Polystomatidae.
AUGGGUCCUAAGCGUAUUGAUAUGAAAAUUUCUGUUAAUGCAGUAAGCGCCUCUAUAGACGUUCCAACUUUCAACAAUGUUGUAAAAAAAGCCAAUAAACUUCCUGUUCAUGUCUCUCGAAAGCAAAUCAAUAAAAGUAAAUCACCUACUUCGUCUGUCAAAGUAGCCGCUGAAAACAUUAUUUCAAGCGAUCCAUUUGGUGACUCGGAAGAAGUUUUUGAGCAUAAUUUGCUACAAAGCAAAGACAAACGUGAACUUAAAAGGAGUCGUCGGCCAAAUUCUUCAAAUUACAUACAAAAGCGAUUUUUAUAUGAUGUUCCGGAGCCGCCUAAGAGAAUCCGGAAGAGGGUUGCCUUUGUUUCGAAACUACAUGGCUCCUCUGAUAAAUGCCGCAUACGGUCACCAAUUGGACAACCCGUGGAUUUAGUUGCUUCUAAUUUGUUCAAUAAACGUCGCCAGAGUCAAAUUACGGAUGAUACUGCCAUCGUUACUAACAAAUCAAAAUCUAAGGCGCGAGUUUCACAUUGUUUUGGUGGUUUUUACGGAAAAUUACCCCAUCGUAUCGAUGCAUCCUUGGAUGAAGAUCUCAACGGCGACGUUAAAAAUUGGGCGCCUGAUCGCUAUGAGGAAUUUCAACAGCCUUCUCCGCAUUCCGACCUACCUAAAGAAGAGGAUUCUAUUUUUCAUCUUGAUACACGGGUUGUUAAUUUGAUCCCUGGAUCCCGAGGUUCAAACAUGAGACAUCGACUGCAGGCGACACGUUUUGGACAUAAACCAAUCUCUAUGCAGAUUAGCAAUGAAUACGAAGGUAUUUUUAUACCUAUAUGGAAUUUUUACUUAAUUAUUAUUCAAUAUUUAGUAUUAUAUUAUUUUCAAUUUGGUCUCAUCGUUCUCUGA